Glarea lozoyensis ATCC 20868 is the source of this 408-nucleotide messenger RNA. RefSeq lists its product as uncharacterized. The coding region runs from base 1 to 408 and encodes 135 amino acids. NCBI's taxonomy places the organism in Eukaryota, Fungi, Ascomycota, Leotiomycetes, Helotiales, Helotiaceae. The record is from RefSeq and is a predicted model, not a curated record. The transcript has a single exon.
AUGCUCGUCACGUUCAUGCGUGGAAGAGGGACGACAGGGAACGAUGGCCUGACUGGGCUCCAGUUCUUUGCUUGUCUUCCAAACGGUGUCUGGGCAUCUCGUGAGAUGGCUCCGCUUCUUCACUUUUCGGUUGCAUGGCGACGAGAAUCCGGUGUCAUGGAUCGGAUUGAGCAUUCGAGCACCGGCCCAUGGCGUCUCUCCAUCGCUGUGUAUGGCUGGACAGGUCGAAACAAGAUGGAGAAUGGAUCUCCAGGAUCCCGAGAGGGUGGAAAGGGGGCGACUCGAAGUGAGGACAAGCGAGAGAGGAUCGCUCGGGGGUGCUGGGAGGAAAGAUACAGCUUGAACAGCAGUCCCACGGGGCCAACCAAAGCGUGGAAGGGCCUGUAUUACCCUACCGACAGCGCUUGA